CAUUUCCAGCUUCUCCACAAUACAAGCACAUCUGCAAUUAAAUUUUUUCAGCAAAGCCCCUCUCUCUGUUUCUCACUCUAGGAAAUAAGAAAAGCACAUACUUUGUCUGAAUUUUGGUCCGCUGGUAUCCAUUUCUUCUCUACUUAUCGCAGAAGAAGGUGUCCGUUUAGUUAGCAAAGACAUCCAUGGAGAGGGCAAUGAGCUUGCCACUGCAACCUCCGACUUACGGAAACCUCAUAACUAUUCUUAGUAUCGAUGGUGGAGGGAUAAGAGGGCUGAUUCCGGGAACCAUUCUUGCUUUCCUAGAGUCUGAGCUUCAGAAACUAGAUGGUGAAGAUGCAAGGAUUGCAGAUUAUUUUGAUGUUAUUGCUGGAACAAGCACCGGAGGUCUAGUCACCGCCAUGUUAACUAGCCCUGACGAGAACAACCGCCCCUUAUUUGCCGCAAAAGAUAUUAAGGAUUUCUACCUCGAUAACUGCCCAAAAAUCUUCCCUCAAGACAGUUGCCCGUUUGCUCCUGCUACAAAGAUGAUCAAAGCUGUGACGGGACCAAAAUAUGAUGGAAAAUUCCUUCAUAAGCUUGUCAAAGAGAAACUCGGAAACAGACGAUUGCAUCAAACAUUAACAAAUGUUGUGAUCCCAACAUUCGACAUCAAGAGUCUUCAGCCAACCAUCUUUUCAAGCUACGAGGUAAAGAGAAAGCCAAGCAUAAACGCCUUGCUCUCGGACAUAUGCAUCUCAACCUCAGCAGCACCAACUUAUCUCCCAGCUCAUUACUUUGAGACCCAGGACUCCACGGGAAAAAUUAGAGAAUUCAACCUCAUAGAUGGCGGUGUAGCUGCGAACAACCCGACCUUUGUUGCGAUGGGGGAAGUGACGAAGGAGAUCAUGGGAGGAAGCUCGGAUUUCUUCCCCAUAAAGCCGAUGGAUUACAGAAGGUUUCUGGUGAUAUCACUCGGGACCGGAUCGCAAAAAGUCGAAGGGAAUUACGACGCAAGGGAAGCUGCUAAAUGGGGAGUGCUGGGCUGGUUGAGUAGCAAUGGUGGGAGCCCGUUGGUCGAUGUGUUCAUGCAAGCGAGCGCCGAUAUGGUCGAUUUCCACCUCUCUUCGGUCUUCCAGGCAUUACACCUUGAAGCCAACUACCUCCGAAUCCAGGACGACACAUUAAGCGAUUCAGUGGCAUCUGUUGAUAUCGCUACAAAGAAGAAUCUGAACGACUUAGUCAAAACUGGUGAAGCACUAUUGAAGAAGCCAGUUUCGAAGGUGGAUUUGGAGACGGGUCAACACAAUGCGUGUAAACUAGAGACUAAUGAAGAGGCUCUUAGAAGGUUCGCCAAGCUCCUUUCAAAUGAGAGACAACUUCGUCAUGCGAGGUCGCCACAUGGACAUAAUUCCACGAAUUUGAAACGAUGCUAGUCGUGGAAUAUUUCUACAGUCUUGAAGAUUCUUAGGGGACACGUCAUCCAUUCUUUGAUUGCUUUUGUGUAUAGGCAUUUUAUGGACUUCUUUUAUUCUUUCCAUUCUUCUCCAUUAAAUUCCGAAGGGAAGUAUGCUGCAUCAUUGGAUGUAACUUUUUUCAAUAUUAUACUUUCAAAUGAUUUUUUUUUGUAUGUUUUUAACUGGUCUGAGCUUGUACAGCAUGAUCAAGUGAAUAAAAGUUCUC
Eucalyptus grandis is the source of this 1662-nucleotide messenger RNA. RefSeq names its product patatin-like protein 2. The coding region runs from base 186 to 1415 and encodes 409 amino acids. The transcript has 7 exons. Gene Ontology annotation, biological process: lipid metabolic process. The record is from RefSeq and is a predicted model, not a curated record. NCBI's taxonomy places the organism in Eukaryota, Viridiplantae, Streptophyta, Magnoliopsida, Myrtales, Myrtaceae. Gene Ontology annotation, molecular function: glycerophospholipase activity; monoacylglycerol lipase activity.